AGAGAGAGAGAGAGAGAGAGCGCGACUGGACCAUAAUUCGUGUGCAUCCAAGAUGCUCCCCCCCAAAAGAUUUCCUCUCAAUCGUUCAUUUUCUUAAUGGACAGUAAAUACGAAUUCUAUCAUACACAUUCGUUUGUGUGCUUUACUCUCCCGUAUUGUACAGUCGCUCUCCACACGUAAAAUUGAGCUCCAAACUCUGCUAUCUGAUAAGGGAUUUAAACGCCCCUCACCUCUCAUUUCUCUCUCUAAAAGCCUCUAUUCUACAAACGAGGCUCUCUCUCUCCCUGUAUGAAAUUUGGGCUUGGUGGUUUACUUUAUCAUCACUGUAACAUGUCCAUUCUUUUGCCAUUCACUUGUAUGUCUGUUUCUUUUCCAUUCUCGAAGGAUUCACCUUUCGUUUAAUAGAACUUGGAUUUUCGAGCAAAAAUAUAUAUAUAUAUAUAUUUUGGUACAGUGAGCUCUUUACUGUGAGUUCCUUUUUGUGGUGGAGUUUAUUCAGGGUAACCGAAGAAUGAGUUGUGCCCUGAUCCUUUAAACCACUACGACAUCUGAAAUUUAUUAUUGUUACAUUAUGGCACCUGUGGUUCCUUGUCCCAUAGGAAGCAUUUAUCUCUUUCCUGGAGCUGUUUUUCCCUUGUGCAGAGAGGCCCACUUAAGGAAGUCUACUUCUCCCCAAAUAAACAGAGGAGCCACCCUCCUCUCACAAAGAUUCCUCAACUCAAAGCCAAUCUCAAGUAAGCUAUUCCACAUUGAAAGAAGGGGCAUAUCUCUAAAGCAGAGCUCAAGACUUCAAAUUUCGGCAACCACAAGCACUGAUGUAGCGGUGGAGGAGCCAAACUCUGCUUCAACAAGUGAAGAUUCGACUGAGACCUCCAGUUCAGAAGCUUCUGUUACAGUUGAACCCCCUGGACCUGAGGCCCAAACUAAGCGCACUAGACCUGUAAGGAAGAGUGAGAUGCCUCCUGUAAAGACUGAGGAACUUACCCCAGGAGCCACUUUCACUGGCAAAGUGCGAUCGAUUCAGCCAUUUGGGGCUUUUGUUGAUUUUGGGGCUUUCACGGAUGGGCUUGUACAUGUUUCUAGGCUUAGUGACAGCUAUGUAAAAGAUGUUAAUGGCUUUGUUGCAGUUGGGCAGGAGGUGAAAGUUCGAAUUGUUGAAGCAAACAUGGAAACUGGAAGGAUUUCUCUUACUAUGAGAGAGAGUGAUGACACAACCAAGUCUCAGCAAAUGAGGGAUUCUUCUUCUAGUUCUACAAGUGACAAACCAAGACCAACCAGAAGGAACCCCAAGUCUAAUCAGAGGAGAGAGAACGCUCAAAAGACCUCAAAGUUUCAGACAGGGCAAGUUUUGGAUGGAACUGUUAAGAAUUUAAACAGAGCUGGAGCUUUUAUUUCUCUGCCAGAGGGUGAAGAAGGAUUUCUUCCCACCUCUGAGGAAUCUGAAUGGUUUGCUGUUUUGGGGAGCUCAGAGAUGCAAAUAGGUCAAGAAGUUAAGGUCCGGGUGUUGCGUAUCACAAGAGGCCAGGUAACUCUGACAAUGAAGAAAGAAGAGGAGAAUAUGGAUGAAGCGAACUUAAAGCUUAACCAGGGGGUGGUUUAUGGGGCUACCAAUCCCUUUGAGUUGGCUUUUCGUAAGAACAAAGCCAUUUCUGCAUUUUUGGAAGAGAGAGAAAAAGCUCAGAGUUUGGUGGAAGAAUCGAAGAGUGGUCCAACUGAAGCCAAGUUUGAAACUCUACAGUCUUCUGAGAUUAAAACUGCCCAAGAGAUCCCACAACCUGAAGAAGAAAAUGACCAGGUGAACAGUCCUCCAUAUAAUGAAGUGCAAGAAGAUGAUACUGCUGCUUCUAUAGAGACAAAUGAAUCAUCAGAAGUUUUAGAUUCUUUUUCAUCAGUGACAGGUGGAACUGUCAUAGCAAAGGAAGAUGAACCAGAGCCAGUGGAAGCAACUCUUGGGCGAGAUUUUGUCUCUCACGAACCUGAAGAAGUCACCGAUAUUGGGUCUAGCAUACUCCCAGGUGCCACUACUUUGGCAGGGGAUUUGGCAAUGACAGAUUCUUCUUCAUCUGCAACAGAAGAAACCAAAAUUGAGAAGGAAGUAGAACCAAAGGCAGAAGAAGCAACUUCCAGUGGAGAGAAUGUCUUAGAUGAUCCUGAUGAAGUUACUGUCCCUAAGAGUGUGGUUUCUACUGAGAAAAAGGAGGAAGUUACCACCUCAGGGGAUGCAACAGGGGGUGCAAUCUCUAGUGAAAUGGUGAUUCCUGAUCAAAAACCAUCUAUGGAUAAGGUGUCUGAUGAAUUCCCAGGUGUCAUAUCACAGGAUUUAGUACUUGAUCAGUCGGAAGAUAUUGAAGUUAUAAAGAAAGAUGAAGUGCUUUCUGAAAGCUCCUCCAUAUCUGAUUCUCCUGUUAGUUCAGUAACUGGUUACAGUGCAACAAAAAGUGAAACAAAGGAAGAUAGUGAUCAAACUCAGGACAAGGAGCUUGUUGGUGGGUUCUCAGAAGAGAGUACGAAAAUUCAAGAGGAAACAAAACCAGGAGUUGAUGUUCCAGAAAUAGAAGCUACUGAAGAUGUGAAGGCUGUGCCUUCAGUUUCUGCUGAGAGUGGUGAAACCACCUCAAAUGGCUCAAUAGAUAUUCCUUCUUGGGAAGGAACAUCCAAAGAGUAUGCUGGCCCUACCCCAAAUGGAUUAAUGGAUACGCCUUCACCUCAGGAAAGCACAAUCAAAGCUACCAUAUCUCCAGCUCUAGUUAAGCAGCUUCGAGAAGAAACUGGGGCCGGAAUGAUGGAUUGCAAAAAAGCCCUCACUGAGACUGGAGGAGACAUUGCCAAAGCUCAAGAGUUCCUUAGAAAGAAGGGCUUAGCAAGUGCAGAUAAGAAAGCAAGCAGAGUAACAGCAGAAGGAAGAAUUGGUUCUUAUAUACACGAUAGUCGAAUUGGCGUUCUGAUAGAGGUUAAUUGUGAAACCGACUUUGUUUCUCGGGGAGAGAUAUUUAAGGAAUUGGUUGAGGACUUAGCCAUGCAAGUUGUGGCAUCCCCUCAAGUUCGAUACUUGGUCACUGAAGAUGUCCCAAAAGAAAUUGUAGAGAGAGAAAGAGAAAUCGAAAUGCAAAAGGAGGAUCUAUUGACGAAACCCGAACAAGUUAGAGAGAGAAUUGUGGAAGGAAGGAUGAAGAAGAGGCUUGAGGAAUUGGCUCUUCUUGAGCAGCCAUACAUAAAGAACGAUAAGAUUGUGGUAAAAGAUUGGGUGAAACAAACCAUUGCAACUGUUGGGGAGAACAUAAAAGUGACGAGGUUUGUGAGGUACAAUCUUGGAGAAGGUUUGGAGAAGAAAAAGCAGGAUUUUGCAGCAGAGGUUGCUGCUCAAACUGCAGCAAAAUCAUCACCACCUUCAUUGCAAAAAGAGCAGCCUGAGUCAUCAUCAGUGCCAAAAGAUGAAACUGUAGUCGAAGCCAAGCCAGCUGUGGCUGUAUCGGCCUCACUAGUCAAGCAACUGAGAGAAGAAACAGGAGCUGGCAUGAUGGAUUGCAAGAAAGCCCUCACUGAAACAGGAGGCAACCUCGAGAAAGCCCAAGAAUACCUCAGAAAGAAGGGCUUAUCAAGUGCCGAUAAAAAGUCAGCUAGAAUAGCAGCUGAAGGCCGAAUAGCCUCGUAUAUCCAUGACUCUCGAAUUGGUACUCUCAUUGAAGUUAACUGUGAAACCGACUUUGUAGCUCGUGGUGACAUUUUCCAACAAUUAGUGGAUGAUUUAGCCAUGCAAAUAGCGGCAUGCCCACAAGUUGAAUAUGUGACAGUGGAAGAAGUCGCUGAAGAGAUAGUGAACAAGGAGAGAGAGAUAGAGAGAGAAAGAGAGGAUCUUCUCUCUAAGCCGGAGCAUAUCAGAGAUAAAAUAGUUGACGGGAGGGUUUCAAAGAGGCUCGGAGAGCUUGCUUUGCUGGAGCAACCAUUCAUUAAGGAUGACAGUAUUCUUGUGAAGGAUUUGGUGAAACAGACAAUUGCAUCUCUUGGGGAGAAUAUACGUGUUAGGAGGUUUGUGCGUUACACUCUUGGAGAAGAGAAGAAGGCCUGAAUAAUUUGUAGUGGGUUUUGAGAGGUUGGUUAUAGGUGCGGAGGCCAUGGCCAGUUUUAUUAAGAGAUGGGUCUUAUGGAGAGAGAGAGAGAGAGAGAUGGGUGAGUUCGUUGAGUGGUUGUAAGUUGUAUUUUUGUUUAUCAUGCCCUGUAAUAUUUGAAUUUGAACUUUUUCCAUCGUACUCGGAGAUGUAUAUGGUCUUUGAGAUAUUCAUAUAUUUCUUGAGAAUGAA
Amborella trichopoda is the source of this 4298-nucleotide messenger RNA. Its product is annotated as elongation factor Ts family protein. The record is from RefSeq and is a predicted model, not a curated record. Gene Ontology annotation, molecular function: protein binding; translation elongation factor activity. Gene Ontology annotation, biological process: mitochondrial translational elongation. Lineage: Eukaryota; Viridiplantae; Streptophyta; Magnoliopsida; Amborellales; Amborellaceae.